This is a messenger RNA of Juglans regia (Persian walnut), 2217 nucleotides long. Its product is annotated as protein HOTHEAD-like. Lineage: Eukaryota; Viridiplantae; Streptophyta; Magnoliopsida; Fagales; Juglandaceae. The transcript has 7 exons. Gene Ontology annotation, molecular function: oxidoreductase activity, acting on CH-OH group of donors; flavin adenine dinucleotide binding. The record is from RefSeq and is a predicted model, not a curated record. The coding region runs from base 329 to 2074 and encodes 581 amino acids.
GCAUAAGCACUACUGGCUAAAUUUCAUCUCCUAGCUCUCUUAAUUUCUUCUACACAUGAUACACUUGUUCUGAUUUUCUGGGCUAAAACUACUUGGCCGAGCCAGCCAGCAGGCCAUGCGAUCUGGGUGUCUUACUUUCUGCAUUUCUUGAAUCUUCGCUGCAUGCCUAAUUGGCCAAUACAUUUUUUCAACUUCCUGGACCAGUUUCGCCGGGAAGAUCAAGGCUCUGGUUUUUGCUUGUAGAAUAAGUAUAUAGGCAAUUAUCUACGUACACAAGCUGUUCAAGGCCUUUGAUAUUCCUGAGGAUCGAGCUUUUGAAAGUGCGAUAAUGGCUACGCUUAGCUGGCGGAGAUUGUUUGGUACUGCUGCUUUGGCUGGAAUAUUGCUCUUCUUUAGUGGCUUUUGCGCCUCUGAAAAGGCUCCAAACUACAGCUUCAUGCACAAGGCAACCUCAGCCCCACCCACAUCCUAUUAUGACUACAUCAUUGUAGGCGGAGGUACGGCUGGCUGCCCCUUAGCAGCCACUCUCUCCCACAACUACAGCGUUUUACUCCUCGAACGUGGUGGCUCACCUUAUGGCAAUCCCAACAUCACUGAGUUAGACCUGUUUGGUGCCGCACUCUCUGACCUCUCCCCAACCUCCCCCUCCCAACGCUUCAUCUCCAAAGACGGCGUCAUCAACGCUCGGGCUCGUGUUUUGGGCGGUGGAAGCUGCUUAAAUGCUGGAUUCUACUCACGCGCCUCUUCACAUGACGUCAGGGAAAUGGGAUGGGAUGGGCGGCUAGUGAAUGAAUCAUAUCAAUGGGUGGAAAGGGUGGUGGCAUUUGAGCCACCAAUGCAACAGUGGCAGACGGCGGUUCGAGACGGAAUGUUGGAAGUCGGGGUGUUGCCGGACAAUGGAUUCACGUAUGAUCAUAUGUACGGGACUAAAGUUGGGGGCACCAUAUUUGAUAAAGAUGGCCAUAGACAUACGUCUGCCGACUUGCUCGAAUAUGCUAACCCUAGUGGCCUUACGGUGCUUUUGCAUGCUUCUGUGCAUAGAAUCUUAUUUAGAACUCGAGGAAGACCAAGGCCCAAGGCCCACGGAGUCAUAUUUAGAGAUGCAUCAGGGGCCAGGCACAAAGCCUAUAUCAAGAAGGGGUCCAAUAACGAGAUUAUUGUAUCAGCUGGUGCAUUGGGGAGCCCACAGCUACUUAUGUUAAGUGGAAUAGGGCCUCCAGACCAACUAAAGGCCCACAAGAUCAGAGAAGUUUUGGACCUGCCUAUGGUUGGCCAAGGCAUGUCGGAUAAUCCCAUGAAUGCAAUCUUCAUCCCCUCUCCAGUCCCGGUCGAGAUCUCUCUCAUUGAAACCGUUGGCAUCACCCACUUUGGAAGCUACAUUGAAGCAGCCAGCGGUGCCAACUUUGCCGGUGGCUCUCCGAGAGACUUUGGGAUGUUCUCUCCUAAGAUUGGGCAGCUCUCCACAGUCCCACCCAAAGAAAGGACCUCAGAAGCCCUAGCCAAAGCAGUGGAACUCAUGGACAAACUUGACGAAGCAGCCUUCAGAGGUGGAUUCAUUCUAGAGAAAAUCACGGGUCCAAUGUCCACAGGCCAUUUGGAGCUCCAGACCCUGAAUCCCAAUGACAACCCAUCUGUCACUUUCAACUACUUCAAAGAUCCCCUGGACUUGCAAAGAUGUGUCCAAGGCCUUAGCACCAUCGAGAGAGUAAUCGAGUCAAAGGCUUUCUCCAAGUUCAGAUACGACUUUUUAUCUUUGCCAGCACUUCUCAACAUGACCGCGAGUUCCCCAAUAAAUUUGUUGCCUAAGCAUGAAAAUGCUUCAAGGUCCUUGGAACAAUUUUGCAAGGAUACUGUGAUGACCAUUUGGCAUUAUCAUGGAGGCUGCCAAAUGGGAAAGGUUGUUGAUCAUGAUUACAAAGUUCUUGGAGUUGAUGCACUAAGGGUUAUCGAUGGAUCCACGUUUAAUCACUCUCCUGGAACUAAUCCUCAGGCCACUGUCAUGAUGCUUGGAAGGUACAUGGGUGUAAGGAUAUUGAGAGAGAGACUAGCUGGCCGGAAUGACUCUCAUGAGUAAAUCAUGAUUUUAAACAUGGUUUUUUUUUUAUGAACUUAAUUGAUCAAAAUGCAUGGAUUUGGAGGAGUACUCCGUUUUACAAUGAUCUGUACGUUGAAAGCCUAAAGAAAUGUCAAAUUAAUUAUAAUUGAUUCUUGUGAUCA